UAUCCAAACCCCCUCCAAAACCCUCUCGAUUCCUCUCCAAUGGCGAAGCUCUCAUCCUCGUAGAGCUCCGAGCUCACAUCAAUGGCGGCAACGAAGGCCUCCCCGCUUCCAUUCGUGAUUCCCAAUCGGCGUGGUCCCUCUCUUCUCUUUGCUGGAUUUUGCAGACCAUUCCGAGUUGCUCCUAGACCUUUCAUCCCCAUCAGAAUUAGGGCUUUCUACACAGGAGCCGGUUCCGUAUCAGUAUCUCCCCAGAAGGAGAAACAUCUGACCGAGCUUGAUGAUAUUGCGAUUCUGAACGAGAGAAUCCGAAGGGAUCUUGGGAAACGGGAAGGGUUGAGGCCUGGGAAGAAGGUGGAUUCAGAGGAGGCUGAGAAGUAUAUUAAUAAGGUGAAGCAGCAGCAGCAAAGAGGGUUGCAGAAGCUCAAAGGGGAUUCAGAGGUGAAGGGGAGUGGGUUUGGGUAUAGAGUGGAUCCUUAUACACUGCAGUCUGGGGAUUAUGUGGUGCAUAAGAAGGUAGGGAUUGGGAGGUUUGUUGCGAUUAAGUAUGAUGUGCCAAAGGGUUCCUCCGAGCCCAUUGAGUAUGUUUUCAUUCAGUAUGCGGAUGGGAUGGCGAAGCUUCCUGUUGCACAAGCAAGCAAGAUGCUUUAUCGAUACAAUCUCCCAAAUGAAACAAAAAAGCCACGGACAUUAAGCAAACUAAGUGACACUGGUGCGUGGGAGAGAAGAAGAACCAAGGGGAAGAUUGCUGUUCAAAAGAUGGUUGUUGACUUGAUGGAAUUGUACUUGCAUAGACUAAAACAGAAGAGGCCUCCAUACGCCAAAAGCCCAAUUUUGGAUGAAUUUGCUGCUCAAUUUCCUUAUGAACCAACCCCUGACCAAAAGCAGGCUUUUAUUGACGUUGAGAAGGAUUUGACAGAAAGGGAAACUCCAAUGGACAGACUGAUCUGCGGAGAUGUUGGAUUUGGUAAAACUGAAGUUGCUUUGCGUGCCAUCUGUUGUGUAGUCUUUGCUGGGAAACAAGCUAUGGUUCUGGCACCAACUAUUGUUCUUGCAAAGCAACACUUUGAUGUGGUUUCAGAGCGCUUUUCGUGCUAUCCUCAUGUGAAAGUGGGACUCUUGAGUAGGUUUCAGACCAAGGCAGAGAAAGAGGCAUACAUUUCUAUGAUUAGGACAGGGCAACUGGACAUCAUAGUUGGAACUCAUGCUCUUCUUGGCAGUCGUGUCGUCUAUAACAAUCUGGGUCUCCUUGUUGUUGAUGAGGAACAGAGGUUUGGGGUAAAACAAAAGGAGAAGAUUGCCUCUUUCAAGACUUCAGUUGAUGUUCUUACCCUUUCAGCAACACCAAUUCCACGCACCCUUUACUUGGCAUUAACUGGGUUCCGUGAUGUUAGUUUAAUUUCGACUCCGCCUCCAGAAAGAGUUCCUAUUAAAACUCAUCUAUCAUCAUAUAGUAAAGAAAAGGUUUUGUCGGCAAUCAAAUUUGAACUGGAUCGUGGUGGUCAGGUGUUCUAUGUUCUACCUCGAAUUAAAGGGCUGGAAGAAGUAAUGGAGUUUCUUGAGCAAUCCUUUCCAAAUGUUGAAAUCGCCGUUGCUCAUGGAAAGCAAUACUCAAAGCAGCUUGAGGAAACCAUGGAAAAGUUUGCCAUGGGAGAGAUCAAGAUUCUCAUUUGCACGAAUAUUGUUGAAAGUGGUCUGGAUAUUCAAAAUGCGAACACAAUCAUAGUUCAGGAUGUUCAACAAUUUGGGCUAGCCCAAUUAUAUCAGCUGCGGGGAAGGGUUGGGAGAGCAGAUAAAGAAGCAUAUGCAUACUUAUUUUAUCCUGACAAGUCAUUACUCUCUGACCAAGCAUUAGAGAGACUCGCUGCCAUGGAGGAAUACCGGGACCUGGGGCAAGGCUUCCAACUUGCAGAGAGAGACAUGGGAAUUAGGGGGUUUGGCAAUAUAUUUGGUGAGCAACAGACUGGUGACAUUGGCAAUGUCGGCAUUGAUCUCUUUUUUGAAAUGCUGUUUGAGAGUUUGUCCAAGGUUGAAGAACACCGGCUUAUCUCUGUUCCUUACAAAAAUGUUCAGCUAGAGAUAAAUAUCACAACCCACCUGUCAUCUGAAUUCAUCAAUAAUCUUGAGAAUCCCAUGGCAUUGAUUAGUGGAGCUGAGAAAGCUGCUGCAAGAGAUAUGUGGAGCUUGAUGCAAUUUACAGAGGUUUUGCGACAACAAUAUGGAAAAGAACCUCAUUCUUUUGAGUUGAUAUUGAAGAAGCUCUACAUAAGGCGAAUGGCAGCAGACCUUGGUAUCAGUAGAAUAUACACAUACGGCAAGAUGGUUAUUAUGGAAACUAACAUGAGUAAAAGGGUUUUUAAGCUUAUGGCAGAGUCAAUGACAUCUGAAUUACAUCGGAAUUGCCUUAGUUUCACUGGAACUGAAAUACGGGCUGAACUUCUCUUGGAGCUACAGAGGGAGCAACUUUUGAACUGGGUCUUUCAAUGCCUAUCAGAGCUCUAUUCUUCAUUGUCUGUUCUUGUGAAAUAUUAGAUUCUCCACUACAGAAAUAAUUUCAACAUCUGACACAGAAUGAGGUCUCAUUCUCCCAAAAAAGUAUACUCCCUGGCUUCUUGAUGGAUGAACAUUCAAGGAAGCUCAUGAUUAAUCACACCCUGGAGCCAUGUUGUACAUCUACCACACUUUGCAGGCUCAUGGUGGACACCUGCUCUUCCUUCUUCAUAGUUCUCUAAUGAAGCACUGAUCGAGUUGAAAGUCAAUGUAACCUAUAGACACCAAUAUUACUUAUGGCGGAGAUUAUAUCAUGAUUUUGCAGAUGCUGGGGGUUACGCUGUCUCUCACGCUGCUCAGGAUCCAAUCUCACUGUUAAUAGAUUUCUCAUGGUCCAUCUAUAAUUUGCAAAAUUACCGCUUGGUUUUUUUAUUAGUUUAUAUGCCAUGAAACUUGUGAUCGAUUUGUCAUUAUUUAUAUCAAUUAGGAAAUUUGUUAUUUGCUUACAAUGCAUAUAUGAUAGUUCGGUAUAGUGUGAUAUCAAGCUUACAUCCACUAUAAACACGUUAAUCUGUUAUGUUUUUUAGGUGUUUUUUUUUUCUUUCUUGUUUAUGAUUAUUUCCUUCCAGGCCUUUAACUAUUGUGAUGCAGAUUUCUGCAUCUAUCUGAAUUUCAAACAUGGAUUUCUGAUUGGACGGAUUCAAUUAGUGUAUGCCUAUAGUCCAGAAGGGUGAUAAAUGCAUGUG
Dioscorea cayenensis subsp. rotundata (Guinea yam) is the source of this 3233-nucleotide messenger RNA. Its product is annotated as ATP-dependent DNA helicase At3g02060, chloroplastic. The record is from RefSeq and is a predicted model, not a curated record. Lineage: Eukaryota; Viridiplantae; Streptophyta; Magnoliopsida; Dioscoreales; Dioscoreaceae. The transcript is spliced from 15 exons. Gene Ontology annotation, molecular function: ATP binding; nucleic acid binding. The coding region runs from base 82 to 2529 and encodes 815 amino acids.